AUGGCCAUAGAUGAGCAAGAGCGGUUGACAUUCGAGGAUGUGUCCAUUGGUUUCUUCCCAGAGGAGCGGGAAUGCCUAGACCCUGCUCGCUGGAAUCUGUAUAGGGAUGUGAUGUUGGAGAAUUACAGGAGCCUUGUCUCCCUGGGUCUUGCUGUGUGUAAACCUUACCUGGUCUCAUUGCUGGAGCAGAGAAAGGCACCUUGGAAUGUGAAGAGACAAGAGUCAGGAACCAUGUACCCAGGUAGGCGGGAAUGA
Peromyscus eremicus (cactus mouse) is the source of this 255-nucleotide messenger RNA. RefSeq names its product zinc finger protein 479 (gene Znf479). The coding region runs from base 1 to 255 and encodes 84 amino acids. Gene Ontology annotation, biological process: regulation of DNA-templated transcription. The record is from RefSeq and is a predicted model, not a curated record. The transcript is spliced from 3 exons. NCBI's taxonomy places the organism in Eukaryota, Metazoa, Chordata, Mammalia, Rodentia, Cricetidae.